This is a messenger RNA of Anolis carolinensis (green anole), 3929 nucleotides long. RefSeq names its product transcription factor like 5 (gene tcfl5). Gene Ontology annotation, biological process: regulation of DNA-templated transcription; spermatogenesis. The record is from RefSeq and is a predicted model, not a curated record. The transcript has 6 exons. The coding region runs from base 1373 to 2953 and encodes 526 amino acids. NCBI's taxonomy places the organism in Eukaryota, Metazoa, Chordata, Lepidosauria, Squamata, Anolidae. Gene Ontology annotation, molecular function: RNA polymerase II cis-regulatory region sequence-specific DNA binding; DNA-binding transcription factor activity, RNA polymerase II-specific; protein dimerization activity. Gene Ontology annotation, cellular component: nucleus.
CUCGCUGGUGGCGCCGCCCCGCCGCGGUUAAUGACCGUUAGGGGGGUUAAAAGGGGCGUGGCCUAGAGGAAAGAGGCGGGGCCUUGGCCGUUUGGGAAAACAGUGGGCGUGGCCUCCCUUCCCAAGCCUGCCUCCUUCUGGUUGCUAAGGGGCCCUUGGUUACCAACGUGGAGGAUGCUGAGGGGCCUUCCCUGAAUGUUGGGGGUCCAAGAGGUUUCCUCGCCCCCUUAAAAGUGGGGCUGACAAAGGGCCUGGAGCUCAUGCUCCACUGGAAGGGUGUCACUCCCCAUUUCUUCCUGAAAAUGAUACAAGGAAACAUUUGACUUCUCAGGAAGGGGGGGGGGGAGCUAAAGCCAUCACCCCUUUUGCUGUAGCCUCAAAGAGGGGCCAUUGCAUUGUCCGUAUUAUUAUUAUUUCUAGAAGGAUGUGUUUAGUUUUUGUAAGUCGGUUACGUUUCUGUUUUCGCACCUAGGAUUCUUAGUCCCCAUUUUUGCUUAUUUUUUUAUUUAGUAUCUUUUAUUUAGUGUAUUUUUCCCUUUUAAAAAUAGCAUUUUAAAAAACAACAUGCUACUGAACUAAAGGCAUAUCACCCCCUUUUUCUGUUGCCUCGAAUAUUAUUAUUUAAAGGUUGUGUUUAGCUUUUUAAAAAUUAGUUAAAUCUAUCUCUUUUUUUUAAAGGUUAGGUUCAAUAUUAAUGUUUUGUAUCUUUCAUUUUUAAAAUACUAUAUAAUUCCAUUACAAAACUAUUGAGCUGCCAAUCCACUUUGAAUGGCAUUUUUCCCCAAGAGAAAAAAGGCUUGGUGAAAAUAAUAGAAAAUAAUACUAUAAUAAAAAUAAUAUAAUAAUAAAUAAUAAUAAUAUAAUAGAAGGAAAAGGAAUUCAACUGACUCCCUGAUAGCAUUUCAUCACUGCCUUUUUCUGUUGGCUCCAAGAGUGGCCAUUGCAUUUAUUAUUAUUGUUAUUUAAAGGUUGUUUAGUUUUUGCAAAUCAGUUAAGUUUAUGGGUUUGGUUUUUUUUGCAUCUACGAUUCUUCAUCUCUCUCUUUUAAAGGUUAGAUUGUCCCAACCCCGUUAAUUUUCUUUUUAUUUUGUAUCUUUUCGCUUUUUAAAUACUUACAAAAACAAAUUUUUGUUGCAAAAAUAUUGAGCUCCUGAUUUACUCUGAAAGGCAUUUUUCCCAAGCAAUAAUGGUGCUGCCUGGUUUUAAAAGCCUCGGUGAAAACAGUGAGAUAUAAUAGAGGUAAAAGGCAAUUCGACUUCUAUCUCCCAUAGAAAAAAAACCCCAACACCUUUGAUAGCUCUUGACUGCAGCCAUUGCCCAGUUUGGGUGUGUCACUUGCUCUUUGUACAUUUAGCUGUGACCCUUCAGCAUCAUGUCAGGCCCAAAUGCCAAGGAGUCUGAAAGGGGUGCUCCGAGUCUUCGGACUAUGACUUCAGACCCGUCGUCGUCGUCUUCUGCUCCUGCUGGCGAAGGUCCAGCAGAGUCUUCUUUUGGGGAGCACAACCUUAGCUUUACCACCACAGACCUCAGUGUUGUGGAAAUGACAGAAAUCGAAUACACCCAGCUUCAGCACAUACUCUAUUCCCACAUGGAGGCGCAAGCGAAUGAGAACGAAGCAGAAAACAGGCUAAAUUCCAAUUGCUUCUCAUCCAACAGCAGUGCAAGUCAAGCACAAUAUCUGUCGUCAUGCAAUAGCAGCCAAGGAGGCAUUUCAUCCAACAGCUCUGGAAGCCAGUCGCUCUACCCCAUUAUUUGCCAGUCUGGUUUGGCUUCCGAUAACAGUUUUGUGGGUCCUCCUAAUCAGUGUCUCGGACAUAUCGACUUCCAGGAGCUCAGGAUGAUGUUGCUUAGUGAGUCUAGCCUCCCUCCAAACCAAGCCGAGAAAACACCCAAUGGUAGCUCUGCAGAUACGCCCGGGCAGAGUCUAGUAAAAGUUAAGCACAGCGACAACUUGUGCGGGAUGAAUAAAGAAAAUGUUCCUUUGGAAAAUUCAGCACUUCUUCCUGAGCCGAGAGCAAAAUCCGCAGUCCGUGUGCGGCUGGAAGACAGAUUUAACAGUAUCCAGACUGAACUCCCCAGAGGACAAGAAGCCCAAGAACCUGGAGUAGCCAUUAACAACUUAGUAACCCUCAUUCGCCAUCCUUCAGAUGUAAUGGGUGUUCCUUUCCAUCAGCAACAAAAUAAAUGUACAACACUAGUGAAAAAUAAGACUGCUGCUACAACUACAACUGCAUUACAGUUUACAUGCCCGUUAUUUAACCCAAACACUGCCUCUUCUGCAACUGGAAAUGCAAACACAUCACAAACACAGAACUCUGGAGCCUCUGUUUUAGAAGCAGGCAAACAUCAAGAUAUUGGAUUGCCCCGAACUUUUUCUAUCUGUUACCAGCAAGAAAUUGAAGCAACCAAGCAGACAGUUGGUCCUAGAAAUAAGGCUGUACCUGAACAUUUUUGGAUUAAGCUGGGAGGUGAGGCUUUAUGUAAGCAAACCAUAAACAAAAGAAGUCGUAACCGGCUCCACCCCUUGGAAAGCAAUGUACAACGUAAACCACUCGGUGAUAUACAAAAUGUGUGUGAAAUCCAAAGUGCUGGCCCAUCACAAGGCGCAUGGCAAGCAGGACAGUCAACCCAAAAUACACAAAGUGGAAACCAAGGUGGUGUCUCACAGCGUCGAGAGAGGCAUAACCGAAUGGAAAGAGACAGGAGGCGCAGGAUCAGGAUUUGUUGUGAUGAGCUGAAUCUUCUUGUUCCAUUCUGCACUUCAGAUACUGAUAAGGCAACAACUUUACAAUGGACAACAGCCUUUCUAAAAUAUAUUCAGGAGCGGCAUGGGGAUUCCCUGAAGAAGGAAUUUGAAACGGUAUUCUGUGGUAAAACAGGCAGGAGACUAAAAUUAACAAGAUCCGAUUCAUGUCCAGCACAAGAGAAUGGUACAUCAAUGGAGACAAAAUAAUUUGACAUCUAAUUCAAGGGUUGAUGGAAAGUGAACACAGGAUGUCUGUUCACUUCUUUUCCCAGAUUCAGCUGUUCAGAUUCUCUUGUAACUUAAUAUAGCUUAAAAAGCACAUAAACAUUAAAGAAACAACGUAUUUUAUUUAAAACAAAGGGGGAGAAUGUCACCAAUGCCAUUUAUUUAGCAAUACUGCCACAAGAAAGAGAUUGCACCAAAGGGAAAGAAACAUUAUCACAAGCUAGGAAAUGGUACCCCUGAUCCAUUAUCCCAAUUUUCAGGUUUUUGCUUUGUUUUCCAAAUAGACAAUAAUUCAAAUUUGUUAUAGAACAGUGGCAUGUUCUUUUCAGUCUUGAACACACUGAUAUAAAUUAUUUGCAAUUCAUGACAACUGGUUUGCUACUGGAAGAUGAAGAAAAGAUAUUUAAAUUUAUAAAUUAUAUAAAGAUGCUAACUUGUAUAUAGUAAUGCAGAUUUGCUUUUAAUUUCCAGUUUUUUCAGCCCUGUGAAACUAAAAAAUAUAUAGAAAAAGCUGUUGACAGUGUAUUGCAAAUACAGUACUAUUUCCAAUAUAUUUUGCACUUUCUCUGCAACAAAUUCAAGUACAAAAUAUUGUCAGUGGGGUAUAUCUUGCACAUAGAUCCUUUGAAAUGCUUGGGAGAAGUACAGCUGUGUAGUGUUGUACAAAUCCCAUUCAAUUCAGUGGCACUUUCACAGGAAGAAAUGGCAGCUGAUUAUAUCCUCUCAGUGUAAAAGUGGCAUUUUGUAAACAGUACAUGAUUUUUAAGUGCACAUAAUUUCUUCCUUUUAAAAAAGAAACUAGUAGAAGCCAUAUGUGUUAGGAGAUCUGAAGUAUUUAAGGAAUAAUACGUAUAUUGAAUUAAAAGUGGCUUUAUUGAUCUGUCAAAAUAGAUGAUGCCAGUAGCUAUUUCUUGUGCAGAAUUCAUCCCAAAAUAAAUACUGUUUAAAUCACUGAUAA